UAACUUCAGCGGCGAGAGUGGGGUGUCUUCUAGUCGAAAAUGGCGGCUUGAUCUAGGGUACAGAUACCGAAACUUUAGUCGAAUAACCUCGUCAUUUCCAACUUUGCCCCCUUUAAAACUUACCUUUAACUACUGGAAAGCUAACUGUUCGUCGUAAAAAAAUUGGUUUUGUUGCUAAACUGUGCUAUUCAACAUGAUCGGUGGCUUGUUCAUCUACAAUCAUAAAGGAGAGGUGUUAAUUUCGAGGGUGUAUCGGGACGAUAUUGGGUAAGUUGUAGCAACGUUUGAUGUACGAUUUCGCUCAAUCAGAUCUUUAUCCAUUUGCUGCGUGAGCACAAUUGAUAUGAAGGCAUGUUACGACAUUUUGAAUAGUGUAAGAGGUUUUGCUAGUAAUCGAAUCAUUAGAUACCUUAAUUAAGUAAGCUUGUGACAUGCUGAGAGUGAAACUUUGAUUUAUGUGAUUCCUAUCGUAAGUUUAAGGGCUCUGUCAACUCUUUACAACAGCAUGCAUAUUCUUCACACUGUUCCCUAUACAUUCCCUAAGGUGCUGACAAGUAGAAUCUUUUAACAAUCACAAACUUCUUUAAUGUAUGAUUAAGGGAUGAUAUUGUAAGGAGAAAUUAGAUUCUAGUCACAUGAAGGGUUAAAGGGCUUUAGAGUGGUUAAGCUCUCACUGAAAAAGAGAGGACAGUCUCCAAGAAGCCACAAAAUUCUUUGAUGAGUUUCUGUGUAAGCAGUACAAGUUCUGGGCUUUGCAUGUAAAUAACCAGCUGGUUUGCCUUUUAUCAGUUAGGUUUUUGACACUGACAUGUUUCCAGUGUUCUACUUUGUAUGCACACAAGGAGCAUUUUGAUGCUCAGACCCAUGAUAUGGACUUGUUACUUAAUGUAUCAUGAUCUUAAAGACAUCCUGUAUGCAUGUACAGUUAAGAUGUUUGCUAGCUGAAUGAUUAAGUUCCCUCUUAUUCAUUCUAAAUAACUUGCAUUAAUUUUCAUUGUUUAGUCGAAAUGCUGUGGAUGCUUUUCGUGUGAAUGUUAUUCAUGCCAGAGGCCAGGUGCGUUCACCAGUUACUAACAUCGCCAGGACAAGUUUCUUCCACAUACGGCAAGGAAAUGUUUGGCUGGCUGCUGUGACAAGGCAGAAUGUAAAUGCUGCUAUGGUGUUUGAGUUUCUGAAUCGUACUGUGGAGAUUAUGAUUUCCUACUUUGGAAAAGUCACUGAGGAGGGAAUUAAAAACAACUUUGUCCUCAUUUAUGAGCUUCUUGAUGGUUAGUUCAUUUAGCUAAAUCAUUUGCUCGUAGAAUGGGCUUUUGUUGCACAGCCUUCCUGAAAAAUGGAAGUGUAACCUUUUGUUUAAAAAACAAACAAAAGCAAACCUAAUAAGGUUGGGGGGGGAGGGAGAUGGGGUCCAAGCUUGAACUUAUUGCAAGUUGUCAUUUAAUUGCUAAAAUCAUAGGAUGGUCACCAGAGAUCAACUUUAUUAGCCAGAAAAAUAAACAGCAAACAAUGUUUUAUAUAAGAUUAUACAUCUUUUUUCUUAAUGACCUACAGGAGUUGUCUUCACUUGACACAGUUUGUAUAUGACUACUGAAUAUUGGUCACCAAAUCAGUGACUUUCUCUGCAGACUCAUUCACCAUCAUUUUUCCUUUCUUUUCAUGGCAACCAAAAUAGUUUCACCUUUCAGCUCCGGAAGAUGUUGAGUAACACCCCAGUUCUUCUUUCUUUUUCUUUGAAAAUAGAAAUAGCUGAUUAUGGAUAUCCUCAGAAGACUGAUACAGCUAUUUUGAAAACAUUCAUCACUCAACAAGGAAUCAAGACACAGGUCAGUUAUCUUUUGUCAAAAGUUCUGACUAAAUUUUUACUUUCAGGAAUAUUAUAAAAUUGGAGUACCUGGUGAGAAAAAGGCUCCCUUUAAUUUAAGUGUGCAUGCUAAUAGAAUGACCUUGCAACAACUUACAUGUGCACCCUCUUGUGCAUCAUUGUUGAUAUAGUGGAUAUGUUUUGUUUGAUGUUGCUGCUGGUAAAGAUUCUCAAUUGGUUGAAAGUUACUUCUGUUUUGAGUUUUGGAUAACAAGUUUCAUGUUGUCAGCUGAAACAAAAGGACCAAUAUUCUGUUUUGGUAGUCCUUACCUGGAGACAUCAAUUCUGUUUUUGUCCUUUCUUUCUCUCUGUUCCAAAAUUUUUCUUUUGGCAUCAAAAUACUUAUGGAGUAGAGAGGACUCCUUCAGGCAUUAAUAGUUGAAACUUCAGGGGGAGGUUUUCAGGUACAGGACACAAGAUAAGCCUGGAAGAUAAACACUAGGUUUUGAAAAUUUUGUUUGUUUGUUCUCUGGUGCAGACACGGGAAGAGCAAGCCCAGAUCACAAGCCAGGUUACAGGACAGAUUGGUUGGAGAAGGGAAGGAAUCAAGUACAGAAGAAAUGAAUUGUUUCUUGAUGUGUUGGAAUCUGUUAAUCUGCUCAUGUCACCACAAGGUUUGUUUAAAAAGGUUAAUUUCUGUCAUGAUCUCCAGAGUUCUUAAUAUCUUUGCAAGUGGAAUGUAAACCAUUGGGAUGGCAUUUUAUGAUGACAACUUUUUUUCAAGGACCAUAUGUUGGUAUGAAUGUCCUUACUACGGUUGCUGAAAUAUGUCAUCCAUCUUGACAGCAGAUCUUUUAAGGGAAUUGUUAAUGAUCAUUUUAAAUAAUUACUUGUGGUUAAGGUGACUGUGAACACUAAAAUCUAACCUGCUCUCCAAGUAGGAUUAUGUUGCAGAAACUAAAAAAUUGUGUUUGUUUUUUUCCUUUUUGAAGGUCAAGUUCUAAGUGCUCAUGUCUCUGGACGAGUUGUCAUGAAGAGUUUCUUGUCAGGAAUGCCAGAAUGUAAAUUUGGAAUGAAUGACAAACUAGUGGUGGAGAAACAGAAGAGUGGAGCUUCUGAGCCAUCGCUUGAUCCACAAAAGAAGUUAGUGCAACAGAUUAACCCUUUAACUCCCAUGAUCUGAUUGUUAACUCUCCCCUCUAACUCUAGCUGCUACACAUUUCCUUGUAAAGUAGCCAGGAGAAUUUGAUGUUAGAUCAAAAUAACAACUUUUACCUAAUAAGUUUGAGUAUUCUCGUUAUGUUUUUGCUGGAUAAUGUAGGGAUAUUUUGGGGAGAAGUAACAUGUUAAUCACUUUUGGGAUUUACAGGGUUAAUUAUGAAGAUCUCUUUGAAGUUCUAGUACUUUCUUCUCUCAACAGAAUAUCUCUAUUCUUUUGUUUGUUAUCGUUUAUAAUUAUUUGAUACUGGUAAUGACCUGUUUUUAAAUGUGGAAUCCAAACUCAAAAUGUUUCCCUGAUGAAGGGCUGAUGCUUGGAACGUCUGCUUUAUAAACUAUUUAGGGUGGCCAAUUUAUAUAAUCAACUGAGUUGAUAAAACCAAAUUAUGAAAUUUGGUGGUUUACAUAUCAGUGUGCUUGUUAUACAAAGCUUCAAUAAUUAAAAAUUUUACCUGUAAUAUGCCCAAAAAUGUUUGGGCUAACAAUGGCAAAAUGUUAAGCCUGGUUUGUUUUCUCCAGUUCUCUAAGAUCCGUUUUCCUUUUAGAAACACCACAAGCAAGUCAGGAAUUGCAAUUGAUGACUGCACAUUCCACCAGGUUGAUUCUUGAAUAUGUUUUGAAAAUAUCCCACAAAUUUCUGUAUGAAAUUUCUUGAUUCCCCAUAAUUUUUGUAUUUUAUCUAUUUUGUAUUUUUUUAUUGCAGUGUGUAAAGCUCAGUAAGUUUGAAACAGAAAGGGCAAUUAGUUUUAUACCACCUGAUGGAGAAUUUGAGCUCAUGAGGUAAGACAGUGUUUUUUCAAUAUCUUCUACUUCUAAUUUUGGUAUGAUACAUCCUUUGUGUGACAAUUACAUGUAUUUUGAUUCUUACCACUGAAGUAGCUAAAGUAUGUUUAGUAUGCUCUUGUGUUAACUGUGUUGCGCUGCUAGAGGUAUCCUAGUUUCUGAAGUAAGUCAUAGCACCGCUGUGCCACCUGAAUGGGAUGCUACAACCUUGGAAAGUUUAAUUGGAAAAAAAAAAUUGGACCAACAAUAAAUCAUGACCCCAAAUCCCAUAUUUAAGAAUAAUUUGAUCAAGAAACCUUUUUUGAAGCCUAAGGUCUAUCAAGAAAAGAGCAUCUUGCCCUAAAGAAAACUUGCACUCACUCACUAACUCCCUCCUCCCUUCCUCACUCACUCACUCACUCACCCACCCACCCACAAAGCUGCCAAUGGUGCAGUAGAGGACUGUAUGUGGAAAAGGGGUUGUAAGGAGGAAACCUAACACAAGCCUGCUUGCAGGCAAACCUGUUGACAGUAAGAGGUCUUAGAAGCUGUGGUGAACCACCAGUAUUUUCCACACAGCUGAAGUUAAGGGUUUUGAAAAACAUCACACAAUGAACACAGUGUUCUUGGUAUAUGACCUCUUUUUCUGAAUUGAAAGGUAUAAAAUUUAAAUGUGCCAGUUAUUAUUGUGAGUCUAUAAUUGAAGAUAAAUAAGUGAUUAUUUUUGGCUUAUUCCACCAUUAGGUAUCGCACCACUAAAGACAUCAGCUUGCCAUUCAGAGUCAUUCCCUUGGUGAGGGAAGUUGGAAGGUCCAGGAUGGAAGUGAAAGUAGUAAUCAAGUCUAAUUUUAAACAGUCAAUAUUGGGGCAGAAAAUAGAGGUAAUUGUUACUUUUUUUUCUAGUUGUGGUGUGAAUAAUGUUUUCAUUCCAGUUUUCUGUUGUCUUGUUCAUCACUCCACUCAGCUAAGUAGGGAUCAAAAGGAAAAGUCAGACAACUUAUUUGGGCUCCAAGCACAUCUUUUUCUCAAAAGUACCAUUUGGUAACCUGAAAUCAUAAACUGGUCACAAAAAUUAUAGGGUUAAUUUUCUUUUAAAAAAAAAAAAAAAAAAGCUUGCUUAAUUGUGUUUAAAACAAGAAACUGUAGAGUUAACCCUUGAACUCCUGUGAGUGACAAGAGAGAAUUUCUCUCUUAAACAUCAACACAAUAUUGUGCAGACAAGUGUUGAGAAUAAAGAAAAAUUAAACAUUACAGGAUUAUUGGUUGAUCCAAAUUCUCAGAAGUAACAUCAUGAGAAGUGUAUGGCAGACAGUAGGGAGAAUUACUAGUGAGAUCUUUCACUGAACUGAAGACCUCAUCUUCUAAUUUAGUAGCCAAAAUUGUCUACCACUUGCCAUGGUGACCAUAAAAGUGGCAUCUUGAAGCACUGCUCAGAAUGACACAAAAUGCUUUCAAGUGAACUGUAUGGCUCAAAAACCCUUACUAUCUCUUAACCCUUUAACUCCCAGAUCAAAUUUGUAAUUCUUCUUACUGUUAACUAUACAAUUCUUAGAAUGUUAGUUCAGAGAAUUUAGCAUUGGAUCAUUUAAUUAUUCCAAAUUGAUAUUUUUCUUUAUUCUCAUUAGUUAUUUGCUUGAUAUUGUAUUGAUAUUGUAAGGAGAAAUUCUGUCUUGGUCACUCAUGGGAGUUAAAGGGUUAAAAAAAGCUGCAAAUUGCUACUCACAGUGCCCCUAUUUGCAGCUACCAUAUUGAAUGAGGUUAACUAAUUUCAUUUUAUUGGCUUUCUUUAUGUAUUUAAUACUUUAAGGGGUCGUUUUUCAACAGGUGAAAAUACCCACCCCACCAACUACAGCAGGAGUUCAAGUUGUUUGUAUGAAGGGGAAAGCCAAGUACAAGGCCAGUGAAAACGCAAUUUUGUGGAAGUAAGUUGCAGGUGUUAUUCAUGGAAUGUUACUGUCAUUGAUUUAUAGACUUUAGACCAGUUUAUAUCUCAGUCUCAGCAUUAAGCAGCUGCAGGAAUCAGCAUAAAUUACUUAUGAAAGCUCUUGCAUAGACUCGUUCAAAAGGUAAAAUACUACCCCCCUUCCCCCCCCCCCCACUUCCCCACUUAAGAAUUUGAACAAUAUAAUGUAAGCCUAAUGCCUUUACCAGGAAUUAGACAGUGCUUUCUUCUAUGUAUCCAUAUGUAAAGAUUCUUACGGGGUUCCCUAGCUGACCACUGCAAAAGAAGAUUUGAUGUUGCACUCAUCUUUGCUCGUUAUAAUGUUUGCACUCUUUGAUGUCUUUUCGUCGCAGGAUAAAACGAAUGGGUGGUAUGAAGGAAUCUCAGAUUAGUGCUGAAAUUGACCUUAUGGCCACCAAGGAGAACAAGAAAUGGGCCAGACCCCCAAUAUCUCUCAACUUUGAGGUACUGUGAACAGCACCUGUGAGGUGUCAAACCCAUUACAAUAGUUUACCUUUAAUGAUACUUGUGUUACCUUAUCUUUUUACCCGGGUGCUUACCAUGGUAAUGUUACUUUCAACUAGUAGUCCAUGGCUAAAAUUUUUGGCUUGCGGAAACCUGCUUGAUUUAGCUCCUUUAGGGCGUAUUUUGAUAAAGUGUUGUGAAAGCAAAACCAGUUAAACCCAUCAACUAAUGAGGGCAAAGGAGAAUAUCACUAGGAGGUAAUAAGAAAUUAUAGUUAAAAAAAAGCGAACUGCCUGAAGCGCGAGAAAACGCGAGUGAUCUAGUUGCCAGUGGUUGUUACUUUGCAUCUGAAAGCGGGAGAAAUUUUUAGAGGAUGGCUCGGUAAAAGCGACCGAGAAGUAUUUGGGAGGCGUGGGUCGGAAUCGUGUCGAACUGUGAAUCUUUCCAAGCUUCUUUCUGCAAUUGCUAAGAUUGCCGCUGACUGCGAGGAUCACUGCUUCUAUUGCGAUUCUGUCCUGUUCAACUAUAGAUUACGCCAAAAUUUUGAAAGGCCAAAAAGGGAAAUUCACAAGAAAUCGUGAAAAAUCCCUGGUAAAGACCAGUCGCCAAACGCAUAUCAUUCAUCCAACGUAGAGCGACUGGCGUAGUUUCCUUCUUUGGGAUGUCACGCAACACUCCCUCAAACUGUGUCAAAAUAUCAGCUUUGAGGAGCACUGCGUGGUCUAACUAAAGAAAAGCUGCAAAGUCGACCACAGAUUAUUUUAAAGUACCUUUUUUAUUUAUAACUUUUUAAUUGUUUGAUUAUAAUUUACUUUAGGUUCCAUUUGCUUGUUCUGGAUUAAAGGUUCGUUAUCUGAAGGUGUUUGAACCCAAACUGAACUACAGUGACCAUGACACUAUCAAGUGGGUUCGAUACAUCUCAAGAUCAGGGCUGUACGAGACUAGAUGCUGAACCUAAACACGUAGAUCUAAAUAUAUUAGAUAUUAUUCCAUUCACUGGCGAUCGUUUCUGUCUGUUUCAAUAAACCGCUAGCCUUAAUUAACCCCUUCACUCCUAAGAUAUCAGUAAGUAAUUCUCCUCACUGUCUGGCGUCUAAUACUUUUGAUAUUAGCCCCGAGAAUUUGGUGCUGGAUCAACGGAUGAUCCUUUACUAUUUGUUCUCUUUAUUCUCAUCACUUGUCUGCUUGAUUUUACAUUGAUAUUGUAAGGAGAAAUUCUGUCUUGGUCUCUAAUGGGAGUUAAAUAAUUCAAACUUUUUGCUUAAAA
This is a messenger RNA of Pocillopora meandrina, 7455 nucleotides long. Lineage: Eukaryota; Metazoa; Cnidaria; Anthozoa; Scleractinia; Pocilloporidae. The record is from the annotation of a GenBank genome assembly.